UGACAGGCUCGCGCAUCCCCGCGUCGACGUCGGGGUAAAACGAUCGCGUCCGACGGACGGCGCCGCGACGCCGUGGUGCCGCGGAAGUGUGCUCGCGCGCGGGUGUGCCGUUGUUCUGUGUACGCGACCGUGUAUCCGUCGUGGAUCCUGUGGCGAAAGACGACGGAGCCCGCUCCCGCGUCCCGACGACGGUUGGCGCUUGGCGCUUGGCGGUUCGAACAUGACAUCGGUGCACGAUGUCGGCGGAGCUGCGCGGAGGAGGACGCCAAUAGUCCGGCGGAGCACCAUUCAUCCUUGGCUAAGACGUAGGAUGGCCGCGGAUUUGACGAUACGUUGAUGAGAAAUAGUACAUCCGAAACCCAUCAUGUUUUUCUUAGAAACGACGCCUGCUUCCGCCGGAGAUCCGAGGGAAGAAUCAUCGUUCGAUCCCGAGACGAGUUUACCCCUUACGGCUCUUGCUGUAGAAGAUGCGAUUUAUAGAGGAGAAGGAAACGCCAAUGUCGUUAUCGCGCUGCCACACGAGCACACGGUAAUACGAUUCCGGAAGUCGUUACCGGGCGAGGUUUCACCGGAUGGCGGCAGAACACGCGUGCAGCGGGAGGUGGGGUACGCCAGGAACGUGGUUUCCUGUUUUUUGGGCUCUUACGUGCAGAUCCCCGAAAUUGUUCGUUAUGACGCGGCCGAUAUAGCCAAAUUGUCGGACGCCGUCCGCCCUCUCCGACCAGAGGAACGACGGCAUAAGGAAAUCACGGACACAUACGCCACAAAGUUUCCAGAUUAUACGUUUUUGGAUUUGCACUUGGAAUUCGAUCAAACCGUCUUCCGAAGCCGUUCGACUUUCUGCGUGGAGAUAAAGCCGAAGCAGGGAUACUUACCAAAGGCGGAGCAGAGGUUUCCUGGAUGUCCGUAUUGUCUCAAUCAGUACGCCAAGCUGCGGAGGAAGAGCAUCACCGCUCGCAGUAAUUAUUGCCCGUUUGAUCUGUUCUCCGGGGUGGAGACGCGUAUGAAAGCUGCAAUAGAAGAACUUUUGAAAGCACCGCAGAACAACUUGAAAAUCUUCAAAGAUGGCUUCGUCGUCUACGAUCAGACGUCCUCGCCAAAUGAUCUAGAGAACGUGCUGGACGAGUGGUUUCGGAGUGAAGCAACGGAGAGCGGCGGACAAGCUCGCCGCGUCGACGAGUUCUGCACGUUGGUUUGUGCCGUCCUUACGCGACCUAUCGCCCAAGAGCAGCUGAAACUGCCGCCCAUCUCCCUUUCACGUAAUUUUCUCUUUCUCGCGAAUCAUGUUUCAACGACAUUUUGCGCCGCACCAGGCGCGGUCGCGAGAGCCGAAUGGUGCCUUCGUCUCGCGGAAAAGAAAUGCACGUUUGAUGGCAGCGACUUGCCGAAGAACUCGGUGCUGGAGCGAAUGUGGAAUAUGCAGCGCGUGUCUUACGUUAAUACUACGUACAUUCACAGCAUUUAUUCCAAGCUCGCACCGGUACUAAAUGACGAUAUGAUAUACUCUGGCUUGACAAAAUUAAAUAAAACUUGUAAUAUUUUUCACGCUUUACUUGAUCAACCUACGAAUGCAGUCCAGAAAAUGGAGACCAUGAAAGAAAUAGACUUUCAAACGCUUCUUAAGAGCACACGUGCACAAGAACAUGAUGACGAUUUUAAUGGAAAUAGUAAUGCCAGAUCAGAAUGUAUCUUAUCUGCCGACAGAACGUUUGUAAACGGCGGUCUUGUAUCGCAAACAGAACGUAGUUCCAACCUAGAUUCGCGCCAACCAUUUUAUGGAAACGAGAGUCAUCCGUAUGAUCAAAGAACUAGCAACGAUGACGACGAGCGAAAGGCAAAUAUGCAGAUUACCGCCGAACAUUUGUCAGCGUUACAAAUGUACCUUUUAUUUGUCACGGCCAGAGAUUGUUCGAUAUUAAUGACCUUUCGCGAACUGCAUCCGAAUAAUGCAUCAAGAAUGCCUGUGGAAAAUACGAUAAAACUUUCGGAGCAACAUUAUUUUUUAAGCAGUGUCAGAGUCUCGGAUUUGGACCCGAAAAGCGUUCAUUCCAUCGAAAAGCAUCGACAACGAGACGUGGAUAUUUUUGAUUCUGUAAUUUCUUUAUUGGAAGAAGAUAUUCUUUUUACAAAUAGAUAAUUAUCUGAAAGAGAAAAGCGAAGCUAGUAGAUAUAGUAUUUAAUAUAUACAUUAAAGAAUCUAUUUAGAAUAGAGGAAGUGUGUGCACUUACGUAAAUAGACAAAGAUAAGAGAAUUAAAAAAAAAGAGACGUCUUCAAACGUGCCUGAUUAUCCGAGUAUCUUAUGAUAGUAUAUUGAUACAUGUGAUACGGGUGAUUGUUGUGAUAUAUUAGUUUAAACAGUAAAAGGUGAAUGUUUUAGUUAUCUUUAUUUCAUAUAUGACAUUAUUAUAUUUGUGUCUUUCAACGUUGAUUGUAUAAACAUGUUGUGUUCGUACUUAAUAAAUAUCUAUAUGAAAAAUAA
This is a messenger RNA of Temnothorax curvispinosus, 2481 nucleotides long. It is a transcript of the gene Ipk1, whose product is annotated as inositol-pentakisphosphate 2-kinase. The transcript has 9 exons. Gene Ontology annotation, biological process: inositol phosphate biosynthetic process. Bases 365 to 2137 code for a protein of 590 amino acids. NCBI's taxonomy places the organism in Eukaryota, Metazoa, Arthropoda, Insecta, Hymenoptera, Formicidae. Gene Ontology annotation, cellular component: nucleus. Gene Ontology annotation, molecular function: inositol-1,3,4,5,6-pentakisphosphate 2-kinase activity; ATP binding. The record is from RefSeq and is a predicted model, not a curated record.